AUGGCUAAUAAAACUUUGUUUAUGCUUCUCCUUUCUCACAUUAUUCUUUGUUUCUCAAUUGUUUUUUCAAAUCUAGAUGUAAGUCUUGCUGAGGAUGGACUACCUAAGUUCAGUCAUGUUUGUGACCCCGCUCGAUUCGAAAUGCUUGGGUUGGAUAUGGAUGAGUUUGCAUAUUGUGAUAAAUCUCUUCCAUAUGGUGUCAGGGCCAAGGACCUGGUGGAUCGUAUGAGCUUGGUUGAGAAGGCCGAGCAAAUGGGAGACAACACCAGUGUUGGUAUCCCAAGGAUUGGAUUACCACCAUACAAAUGGUGGUCCGAGGCACUACAUGGCGUGGCUGAUACUGGACGCUCCACUAAGUUUGACUCGGUUGUUCCUAGUGCAACAAGUUUUCCAACUGUUAUACUUACCACCGCAUCCUUCAAUCAGACACUUUGGAAAACCAUCGGCCAGGUUGUUUCAACAGAAGCAAGAGCCAUGUAUAAUUUAGGACGAGCGGGUUUGACAUUUUGGAGUCCUAACAUCAAUGUAGUGAGAGAUCCUAGAUGGGGAAGAACUCUGGAGACACCAGGAGAAGACCCUUUUGUUGUUGGACUGUAUGCAGUUAACUAUGUAAGAGGCUUGCAAGAUAUUGAAGGACAAGAUAACAGCAGCGAUCCAAAUUCUAGACCUCUCAAAGUUUCUGCGUGUUGUAAGCAUUUCGCUGCCUAUGAUGUUGAAAAUUAUCUUGGUCUCGAUCGACUUCAUUUUGAUGCAAAGGCACUUUCCAUUGAAAUAUAA
Theobroma umbraticum is the source of this 777-nucleotide messenger RNA. The record is from RefSeq and is a predicted model, not a curated record. Lineage: Eukaryota; Viridiplantae; Streptophyta; Magnoliopsida; Malvales; Malvaceae.